Molecule: messenger RNA, 471 nt
Organism: Purpureocillium takamizusanense
Lineage: Eukaryota; Fungi; Ascomycota; Sordariomycetes; Hypocreales; Ophiocordycipitaceae
Exons: 1
Coding region: 1-471 (156 amino acids)
Source: RefSeq, a predicted model, not a curated record
AUGACCUCUUUUAUCCUCCCGCCGCGGCACAGCCCAAACACCACAGGCUCCCGUAAGCGGAGCGCCUACUGCUCCAUCCUGACGCACCUCGUCCGCGCCGCGGCCGAUGCCCACGAGGCGCUGGACCUGUUCGGCGCGCUCGUACGUGGUGAGGCCUCGCACGGCAUGGCCAGUUUCGACCCGCACGUCGGGGAGUCGGCGUGCCACCUGCGGGCGACGAUGAUGUGGGAAGUGCACCGCGCAUGGAGGCGGCAAUGCCUCGUGAUAACAGCCGCAGCAGCCAAUAGCACGGCAGCGCCCCUUGACUGGGUUGACGCCGCGGCUGCUCAUUUUGACUUGCUGCGAAGAAAUGCUGAGAUCAUGUGCGCAAAGUUGAGUAUAGAUCGGGUCAGCCCUGGCGUGGUUGGCCUCGGACAUAGAGAGGACUCGCCCGGGAACCCUCGUGAGAGCUAUCGCGGAGAGUGCGUGUAG